AUGGCAGAAACGGAAGCAAAGCAAACGUAUCAUGGAAACUGCCACUGUGGCGCUUUCAAGUUCUCCGUCGCUCUUGCACCAAUCAAGAAGGCUGGGGUGUGCAACUGCAGUAUCUGCAGCAGAAAAGGGUAUCUCUUUGCAGUACCUGAGAAGCCCUCUGACUUCAAGGUCGAAGCUGGGGAGGGCACUCUCAAAACCUACACAUUCGGUAAUGGAGUCGCUGAGCACAGAUUCUGUCCGACGUGUGGCUCUGGCAUCCUGGUCGAAGCGGCGAAGCUCAACUUCCUGGCUGUCAACAUAAACACCUUCAAGCAUGGCUCAGUAGCCAUCGAAAGCCUCGAGAUCAGCACGACAGAUCGAGCAAACAUCGAACCAAUCUAUCGCCCAUUCGUCCUCUCUCCAGACCAAACACCAGAAGUGCCUCAAGGACAGAAGCUAUACACAGGAAGCUGCCACUGUCAAGCCAUAAAGUACACAGUCGUGUGCGAAGACAUCAAAGAAGUCCGAACUUGCAACUGCAGCUUUUGCUCUCGUAAUGCAGACAUGUGGAUCUAUCCGCUUAUCCCCUCCGUCAAUCUCUUGGGCACAGAAGACAAACUUACCAACUACCUUUUCGGUCCCGAACGAGCAUACCACGGUUUCUGUGGCAAUUGCGGAGUCGACGUGGUCAACAGAGUAGACCUACACCCUAAAUUCAAGGCUCCAGUUCGACCGAUAAAUGUGAGAACCAUGAACGACAUCGCACUGGAGGAUUUGAAGAUUGAGAAGGCGGAUGGAUGGUCACUCAAUACUGGUCCAUACAAAGCAUAUGAUGUCUGA
Aureobasidium namibiae CBS 147.97 is the source of this 819-nucleotide messenger RNA. RefSeq lists its product as uncharacterized. The transcript is spliced from 5 exons. The record is from RefSeq and is a predicted model, not a curated record. Lineage: Eukaryota; Fungi; Ascomycota; Dothideomycetes; Dothideales; Saccotheciaceae. Gene Ontology annotation, molecular function: carbon-sulfur lyase activity. The coding region runs from base 1 to 819 and encodes 272 amino acids.